Molecule: messenger RNA, 1094 nt
Organism: Rhagoletis zephyria (snowberry fruit fly)
Lineage: Eukaryota; Metazoa; Arthropoda; Insecta; Diptera; Tephritidae
Product: E1A-binding protein p400-like
Source: RefSeq, a predicted model, not a curated record
UAAAUGAAUUUUUUGCUAUUCAUAUGCAAAUAAAUAUUGUGCUCUGUGUAAAUUUUGAAUUAAAAAUUUUAUUACUACUGAAAGCGCAUUGCGCAGUGCGAAACAAAGUGUGAAGAAAAAUUUUGAAAUACACACAAGCAAAUGUGUUUGUGAGGAAAUUAAGUCGAUUUGUAGCUAUUAAUUUUGAAGUGAAAAGCGACUAUUCACGAACGACGACAGCAGUUGGUAUACCCAAACGCAUACAUAUGUACAAGCAGCUAGUGGCCCUCACCGUUAAUUAAAUUUCCGGUGCGAAGGUUCGCGAUUAAUGUGAAUAUAUGUACAUAUGUACAUAUGUAGAUGUUUUCAAAAGCAAAGAGAAAGUUACAUAAGAAAAGUGCAUUUAUAACAAAGGCGAAGAAAACAACCGAAAAAAUAGAAAAGUGUAUAACUACAUUUGUCACAGAAUUGUGAAUUGAAAAUUUUUCAACAAGCAAAAGAUACACACACAGCCGACGAAAACAAAGUGAUAGCAAACGAGACGCUUCCAGGUGGCAGAGGGUAAGCGCGAGGCGAAAAACAACAACUAGGCAGCAACUUCGUUGUCCUGAGUGUAACGCAUUCCUUCGGUUCAAAAACGCAAUCCACCCCACAACCGCAUCCCUAAAGGCGCCCGCUACGAAAGUAGAACAAAAAUACACACACACACGCACAUACCAUACACAACCACAAAGGAGAACACACACAUACACAUACAUUCUCAUAAAGUCUUCAAGCGGAUACAGUGCGCUGAGCGCAUAGAGCGGCAUAGCAAUAUGGCGGAUAUUUUGGAGAAAAGCUCUGUGCCAUUGGAAGCUGCGGUUGUCAGCAAUGGCCCAACAACAAUGACAGCAACGGGAGUGGCAGAGGUCGCUACAGCUCCCAAAACACCAGAUACAUUCGCAGCAGCAGGAAUACCGGCACAGGCUACUGGUGUUGGUGCAACAACAGUGAAUGACUCACACUCGCUGUUGUUGAAGGAGCAACAGCAUCAACAGGAGCAAAUAAUAUACCAACAGCAGAAGGAACAACAGCAGCUGCAGCUGCAGUUGCAGCUGCAACAACAACAGCCAGUC